UUGAAAAGGUCGAACCAAACCACAGGUGAAAGGAAGCAGAAAAAGGGUUUUAGCUCUCACUACUCUUUACUCAUCCAUGGAGGUCGGAGCGAACUGUAGGGUUUUGGACCAGCCCCGAUUCAUUUGCGCGGCAAUGGGUUUUCAAAAAUCUAAAGAACCCUCAAGUGUUUUUCGAAAUGGUUCCUUUUAUCGUAAGCCCCACAGAAAUUUUGGUUGCAAAGCCAUUCUACAAGAUUUCCAGGUACCGGUGGAAAAGAAGAAAAUCAAUGUUGUAGAUGAGCUCUCAAGUUUGGUGGCUUUGUCUCCCUUAGAUGGUCGUUAUUGGGGUAAGGUCAAGGACUUGGCCCCCUAUCUAAGCGAAUAUGGGUUGAUCUUCUACCGGGUUCUGGUUGAGAUCAAGUGGUUACUGAAGCUAUCGCAAAUUCCUGAAAUCGUAGAGGUCCCAAGAUUCAGUGAAGAUGCUUCUGCUUUUUUACAAGGAUUAAUUGAUAAUUUCUGCGAGGAUGAUGCCUUGGAGAUUAAAAGCAUUGAAAAAGUCACGAAUCAUGAUGUAAAAGCAGUUGAAUAUUUCUUAAAACAGAGGUGUCAAUCACAUCCUGAGAUUUGUAAGGUGCUUGAAUUCUUUCAUUUCUCUUGCACAUCCGAGGAUAUUAACAAUCUUGCCCAUGGACUCAUGCUGAAAGAGUCAUUAGAAAACGUUGUGCUCCCUUUUAUGGACAAGCUGACAAAUGCAAUAAGCACCAUGGCCAAAGAUAACGCUCACAUUCCGAUUCUUUGCCGUACCCAUGGACAGCCAGCAUCACCUUCAACCUUGGGGAAGGAAAUGGCAAUAUUUGCAGUCAGACUAAGUAGAGAAAGGUUGGAAGUUUCUAAGGUGAAGAUAAUGGGGAAGUUUGCUGGUGCAGUUGGAAAUUAUAAUGCGCAUCUUGUUGCAUAUCCAAAUGUUAACUGGCCGAAAGUGGCCGAAGAGUUCGUAAACUCUUUGGAUUUGAGUUUCAAUCCCUACGUAACUCAGAUUGAAACGCAUGACUACAUGGCAAGACUCUUUUUUACCAUUGUGAGAUACAACAACAUCUUGAUUGAUUUUGACAGAGAUAUUUGGAGUUACAUAUCUUUGGGCUACUUUAAACAGAUAACGAAGGCUGGUGAAAUCGGUUCUUCAACAAUGCCUCACAAAGUAAAUCCUAUUGAUUUUGAAAAUAGUGAAGGUAAUCUUGGUGUGGCUAAUGGAGCAUUGGCACAAUUAAGUGAAAAGUUACCUAUAUCUCGGUGGCAGCGUGACUUGACUGAUUCUACUGUUAUAAGGAACAUGGGUGUUGGACUUGGACAUUCUCUUCUUGCCUACAAAAGUACACUUCAAGGAAUAGGAAAGCUUCAGGUUAAUGAGAGUCGUAUCAACGAUGAUUUGGACCAAUCAUGGGAGGUCCUUGCUGAACCAAUACAGACUGUCAUGCGAAGAUACGGUGUUCCGGAGCCUUACGAGAAGCUAAAGGAAUUAACGAGAGGAAAGACGGUGAGCAAAGAAAGUAUAAGGAGGUUUAUUGAAGGGUUGGAAAUACCGAAGGAAGCAAAGACCAAUCUGUUGGAUCUAACGCCUCAGAGCUAUGUUGGGGCAGCGGUUGAAUUGGCCAGGGAUGUAGACAUGGCCUUGAAUCUUGUGAGCAGGGGAGAGGUCUUCUAAACUCUGGGGGGCAGGCCACAUUUUUAAGUAUUUACAAAUUCCACAGUUCUACAAAUUUUGAACAUUUGAGCAUAUAACUUCCAUUCAAGCCUCCCAUAAUAUUUAUGAAGCUUAAUAAAAAAGGCCUGAAGUUUGUGAA
Molecule: messenger RNA, 1820 nt
Organism: Cucurbita pepo subsp. pepo (vegetable marrow)
Lineage: Eukaryota; Viridiplantae; Streptophyta; Magnoliopsida; Cucurbitales; Cucurbitaceae
Biological process (GO): IMP biosynthetic process
Molecular function (GO): N6-(1,2-dicarboxyethyl)AMP AMP-lyase (fumarate-forming) activity
Source: RefSeq, a predicted model, not a curated record